Mangifera indica (mango) is the source of this 2126-nucleotide messenger RNA. Its product is annotated as protein REVEILLE 7-like. The record is from RefSeq and is a predicted model, not a curated record. NCBI's taxonomy places the organism in Eukaryota, Viridiplantae, Streptophyta, Magnoliopsida, Sapindales, Anacardiaceae. The transcript has 7 exons. The coding region runs from base 278 to 1687 and encodes 469 amino acids. Gene Ontology annotation, molecular function: DNA binding.
UUCUCGACAUUCCUCACAAAGUCUCUAUCUCUUGCGUCCUUCGUCGCCUCUCUGCUCUUCGAUUCUCCUCUCUGUAUAAUCUCUGCUUCCGGUCGUCGCUGAAGCAGAGCCGUUUUCUCUGAAGUUUUUGGUUCCGGACGAAUUUGUGUCAAUUUAGCUGAAAUAGAGCUACUGAAGUUGCAUUUCCUCCUGUAAAAUCUCUGCUUCCACUCGCCGCUUAAGCUUACAGUUACGGGCGAAUUUCUUUCCGAUUUAGCUGGAGUGAAUUGAAGUGAUCAUGUCAAAUGCGAAGACUGAGAAGUGUGGUUCGGAAGCUGAAAGUGUGGUCCGGCUGAAGGAUGUGUAUUCGUUCGAGAAUGAUCCUGUGCCGAAGGUGAGGAAACCUUACACCAUUAUGAAACAGAGAGAAAAAUGGACAGAAGAAGAGCACCAGAGGUUUCUUGAAGCUUUGAAAUUGUAUGGGCGGGGUUGGCGUCAAAUUGAAGAACAUGUAGGUACUAAAAAUGCUGUCCAAAUCCGAAGCCAUGCUCAAAAGUUUUUCUCAAAGGUGGUCCGGGAGUCAAACGGUUGUGCUGAGAGCUCCAUUAAGCCAAUUGAGAUACCUCCUCCUCGGCCUAAGAGGAAACCAAUGCAUCCUUAUCCUCGUAAAUCCACAGAUUUACACAAAGGAACACCCGUUUCAAGUCAACCUGGAAGGUCUCCAUCUACAAAUGUAUCGGUUUUGGAUAAGGAUAAUCAAUCUCCCACCUCAAUUUUAUCCCCAUUUGCUUCUGAUACAUUAGGGUCUGCAAUCUCUGAUCAACAAAAUGGAUGUUCCUCACCGACUUCUUGUACCACUGAGAUGCAGUCAACCAAUGUGUUAAUUGCAGAAAAAGAGCAUGAAUAUGUGACGUCUAACUCAUCUCCCGAGGAAGAGAAAGUUUCUAUAUUGUCAGCCAAUCCAAAUAGGGGCAACAUUUUGUCUAUGAAAACUGAGCCUCAGUCCAAGGAGUCUGUGUGUAUUAAAGGAAAUGCAGAACCAGCAGCAGCACCUCCUUGUGCAGGUAUUAAGCUUUUCGGGCAGACAGUUUUGGUAACAGGUUCUCAUAAACCAUAUCUGUCAGGUGCAGAGAGUUGCAAGUCACCGAUAACUGAUAGCAGUGAAGAAGUUCUGAACAUUGACAAUGUGAAUUCAAUUAACAUAUUCCCAUCUCAAAAAUUGGACACACGAUUAUCACUCAGAAUGGUCACUGGUAGCUGCAAGCCUUUUCCAUCUGAAGCCCCCUAUACUGAGCCACAGAAAGAGAACAGCAUUGUGGAAAGCUGCCCCAAUGCUUCUAUGCCAUGUUGGCCUAUUAUGUAUCAAGAACUACCCUUUUUUAACAUCGUUUCAGAUAACCAAAAUACAGCAUCAGCGGCAGUAGAUUCGAUUGUUAAAGACAGGUUCUCGGAGAAGGAAAUGUUGCAUGAAAGAUCUUGUACUGGAUCAAGUACUGGUUCAGUUAGUGGAUCGGAAAAGAGGGAGAAGAACUCAGAAGCUGCAGUUGAUUCUCAUUGUCAACAAUCUUGUUCUCCGGUAGAAACCAGCCCUGGCAACCGUAAAAAAGGGUUUUUACCAUAUAAAAGAUGUUUGCUGGAGGAAGAUAGGAAAUCAUCCAUUGUGGUUUCAGAAGAGCGUGAGAGACAACGAGCUCGAGUAUGCUCAUAGUUCUCGGCAAUAAAUACCUAACCUACUAGUAUCAAGCUGAUUUAGGUAAGCACUCACAAUGAUUUUAUGUUCCAAGGAUAUCUUUUGUGCAUUACGGGUAUACAUAAGUUUUUUCAGCCUCGCAGAAAUCACCAUUACUACGAAAAAGAUACUGAAGAAAAAGUAGAAAAGCAGUAGUUUAUGCCACCAUUUUGUGUAGCCUUUUUUGUCAGUAACCUCAAAAAUGGAUGACCAAAAUUGAAAGAGGCCAAUUGCAUCGUCAAGGUUUGAACGUGAAGCUGCAGAGUGCUUUUUUAAAAAAAAAAAAAUCAGGCCUUGGAAUUGUUCCAUAAUGAUUUUUUUACCGUAACAUAUGUAUCUGAAUGUUUCUUGAGCAUGAUAUUUCGAAGUACAGCAAGAUGUGACUUCGUUUCAAUACAAAAUUCUUCUUUCUUCCCUA